Messenger RNA from Kluyveromyces marxianus DMKU3-1042, 2904 nucleotides. RefSeq names its product putative Mg(2+) transporter MNR2 (gene MNR2). Gene Ontology annotation, cellular component: plasma membrane. Gene Ontology annotation, molecular function: magnesium ion transmembrane transporter activity. The transcript has a single exon. Gene Ontology annotation, biological process: intracellular magnesium ion homeostasis; magnesium ion transmembrane transport. The record is from RefSeq and is a predicted model, not a curated record. NCBI's taxonomy places the organism in Eukaryota, Fungi, Ascomycota, Saccharomycetes, Saccharomycetales, Saccharomycetaceae. The coding region runs from base 1 to 2904 and encodes 967 amino acids.
AUGCCAGAUAGACACUCUGAGGUUCCAUUGCUUGGGAGUGAGAAAAAACAGACGGGCAGGAGAGGUAGGAGACGGUCGGUUUUUCAGAAUAAUGUUGAAAUUCCCUCUUCGUACCAGGUGAAAUCGGACAAGUCUGAUUCGAUGGGUAUUUUGCAUGAUACGGACGAUGACGAUGAGAGUGUUGGGAUAGAGGGUGCUUUUAACGAUUCGAAUAUCCGUAGGUCGCAUGCAUCGUAUAAUGAUCGGUAUGCAUGGUCGUAUAUCGACCACAGACCGUCGCUUUCGGCGUUGGAACACUCUUCUUCAUCGCAAAAAAGGAAGCCACGUUCUUCGUCGUCGAGAGCGUCCUUCACGGAUCCGUUUGCGGGCGGGGAUUCGGCCAGCAGGACGAUCAAGAGCAGCUCGAACAAGUCUAGCCGCGGGCGAGACCCAUACGCGAGGAGAUACUCGAACGUUGGGCCAAACUCUGUUGUUCUGGGGCCCUCGACUCCAACUGCGGGUCAUAAUUACGAGUCGAUAAACAACCGGAACGACGUGGUUAUAGACAUGGAUGCGUUGAUGGAACACGUCAACAGGAAGAAUAAGUCGCGCUCCAGCUUGAGUUCGAAGGCAAGCACUCCGUCAAAGGCUACUUCUCAGGAUGAAUACAACUCGCAGCCAUCGUCACGUGGAACCAGCGACUCCGGUUCAUUGGACGAUGUGUGUUUGCCGAUAGAUGACGAGACAGAGGAAGGUUCCAAAGUGUGGCCCGACGUCCAGGUGCUAGAGGAGUUCUCCCGCGAGGAAAUUGAACGUUUGAGACGUGAAGCGAUGAGAGAUACCGAGAAUUUCCAUUUUCAAUACGAUGACGACGAUUACGACGGCGAAUUGUCCGAUGAGGAAAGAAUUGUAUCCUUUGGCACCCAAAAACCAACCAAUCCAGAUGCACCUCAUCAACUGAACCAGUCCGGAAGACCCAUAAUUACAAAUAUAGACGUACCAGAGCUUGGGAAUACAAGGGUAAAUGAAACGGAACAGUUGAAGAACGGGAGACUAAGACCAACAAAACUAACGCCUUGGCAUUUGAAAAGAGGUAAUCUAAAUCUUCCCGGGCUCUCUAGUGCUACCGUCUCCAACCAGGGUUCCGCCACAGCUAAACAGUCCCAUGGACUCUCUAAUAAAUCCGGUUCUUUAACUCACAGUUCUAACUGGAACGCCGAUAAAUCACUUUUGGAUUCUAGAACAGAUGACUUAUUGGUAGGAAGGAAUAUACAGUAUCCUCCACAUAUCAUUUCGAAUAACCCAGAAAUAUUUAGGUUCACCUAUUUCAGAGAAGACCUAGAUGCGACCAUCCACUCGCCAACAAUUUCUGGUUUGUUACAACCGGGCCAAAAAUUCGACGAAUUAUUCGUGGGCUCAGUUUACGCUAACCCGAUAAAUAACUCUACACCAUCCAAUGCAGGCACUAGAGAGGUGACUCCCGGAUUAGCUGCCAGCGCAUCAGCUACAAAUGCUAGUUUGCCGCCCAAGAAUUCGGCACCGUCAACUCUUGACUUUGACGAUGUUAGCCCAUUCUGGCUUGACGUCUUAAAUCCUACAGAAGAAGAAAUGAAGGUUUUGAGUAAAGCUUUUGGUAUCCAUCCUUUAACAACAGAAGAUAUCUUCUUGGGUGAGGUGCGUGAGAAGGUCGAACUUUUCAAAGACUAUUAUUUAGUGUGUUUCAGAAGUUUUGAUAUAGUCGCAGAGAGGCACAUCAGAAAGAAGAAGCAACAGCAACAACAGAAGUCUGAUACAGAAUCUACUGAGUCAGAAGAUGAGUCUCCUAAGGGGAGCUGGUUAAAAAACAUUUUCAGGAGGAAACAGCGCAGAGCGUCAAUGCCAAGAACUGUUAGCUCGUCAAAUUCUAGCGUUCAAAAAAAGGCAAGGAAGGAAAAGGAAGAAAUCGAAAAAUACAAGAGGAAAUCAGGAGAUCGUAAGAAACCACGGGCAGGUGAAUUGGAGCCAUUAAAUGUUUAUAUUUUGGUUUUCCGUACAGGUGUUUUAACCUUCCAUUUUGCUCCCACUCCGCAUCCAAUCAACGUGAGGAGAAGAGCUAGGUUGUUGAAGGAUUAUUUGAACGUGACUGCCGACUGGAUUGCUUAUGCUCUUAUCGAUGAUAUUACAGAUGCCUUUGCACCUAUGAUCGAGCUAAUUGAGGACGAAGUCUAUGAUAUAGAAGACGCUAUCUUGAAAAUGCACCAUGUAGAGGGCGAUUCUGAUUCGGGAUCAGAUUCCGAAGACAGUUCAGAUGAAGAUGAUAUAAGUUUCAAUCAAUUUGAUAGAGCAUCUAAAAGAACUAGCUUUUCAAGGCUCACAAAAAGCAGCGUUUCCUCUUCAACUACUAGAUCUACUUCCUCCAGCGAUUCUACGUUUAACGCUAAGAAUAUCAUUGGAUGGAGGAAAAAAGGUGAUAUGUUGAGAAGAAUUGGUGAAUGUCGUAAGAAAGUCAUGAGCAUAGUCAGACUACUUGGCUCCAAGGCUGAUGUCAUUAAGGGAUUCGCAAAGAGAUGCAAUGAGCAAUGGGAAGUGGCACCAAGAUCAGAAAUUGGAAUGUACUUGGGUGAUAUUCAAGAUCAUAUCAUUACUAUGGUGUCGUCAUUGAACCACUACGAGAAACUUUUGAGUAGAUCCCACUCUAAUUACUUGGCACAGAUCAAUAUCGACAUGACUAAGGUGAAUAACGACAUGAAUGAUGUUUUAGGAAAAAUUACGAUUUUGGGUACUGUCGUUCUACCCAUGAAUAUCAUAACAGGGUUGUGGGGUAUGAAUGUCUUGGUUCCAGGCCAAACUGCUGAUUCACUUACGUGGUUCAUAUCUAUCGCUUCAUUCAUGUUUAUCGCUGCAUAUUUCGCUUACAUGUACACAAAAAAGAGAUUUGGGUUUUAG